UACAUAUGCAUGAGCACGCUUACGUUGACAAACAAAAUUAUCAUUGCCUCGGCAAUUACUGUACGGAACAAUAGAGAAAUAUGUAUAACUACUAACCAGUUGUUCGCAAUAUAGACAGAAAGAGAAGAACUGAGGAAGAAAGAGGUCAGCAAACGAGUCGUAUACAUCACAUUUUCCACUUCUCUACAACAUAAGUUCAUUGACAUUUAAAGCCAGUUUUGCUGCAGACUCUUGAGAAAUAUGUGCAUCAGUAAAUGUACAUCCGUUCUUCCACGGAGUAACGGAUCGGAGUAAACCUCGCUUGAGACUCGUUGCUACCAUUGGAGUUACUACCGGUGUAUACACGUUUGACAGGAAUACCAAGUGCGUGAAAAAUGUUGAAUCGAGCGAAUAAAUGGACGAGAUCGUGUAAGAAAACUGGUUCGGACGUUUAACCUCGACUCUUCGAUAGCGAGCUGAAUAAGAAUCAAAUUUAUAAUCGUUCUUAUAAAUAGUAGUGUGACGUAUUAAUUAAUUUCAAGUGUAUUCAGUGACUCGAUCGAACACUUUUCUCAAAACUACGAAUAUUUUAAAAAACAGACAUUCAGAUUCAUUUUUUUUAUCUCUGCUUUGUUUUUCGAGAAAAGAAAACAUCUUUGAGGUUGAGGCGACUUGAGUUAUUUAUCUAAACGACGUCAAUGAAACCUAUCAAUGAUAACAACUAAAUCAUUUUCACAACGAAACGAUCUACUUGAAUUCACUCGUCAAGCUGAUUCACGACGGUGUCGUUCUAUUUGGUGUCACGAACUAUGUUCAAAUAAAUCGAGGCCUGUCAUUAAAUGAAAAUCUCUUCUAACCAAAAAUUGAAUAUUCAUAUUAUUUGACAUUCUGUUAAUAAGGAUUCGAUUAUUGUACUUUUUUACCAUAGAAUUAUUGACUACACUCGUUAAAUAUUUUGGAAUAUUUCGAAUGGUUGUACUCGAAGAAAAAUCAUCGAUACGUACGACGUAAAGUGAUCGAUACGUGCGUACAAGGACGGCGGUCCUUUUCUUUAUUUAAGAAGAAGAAAGAUAUCUCGAUAGAGUCUCUAGCUCGUCAAGCUGAUCAGUUAUACGCCAACAGUAGAAGGAGACGGUUUCGAAACGUCUCUCCGUGAUCGGUUCGCUUACUAUCGAUUUUACUUUCAACGAGAUGGCGAGCGUUGAUAAUGAUUUGGAGGAGCUAAUGGGACAUCUCGGAGAAUUUGGAAAAUAUCAAUUCUGGCAAUUCUCUUUACACAUCGUUGGAGCUUUGACUGCCGGAUUACACAUGUUAACUUUAUUGACUGUUGCUGCAGUACCUGCUCACAAAUGCGUUGUACCAGUUAUUAAGUCCACUCUUAUAGAUGUAUUCAACGAUUCGUUGGUAGUAACGAACAUAACUAACACGAUCACUGAAUCAGAGCCAUUGGACACUUGUAAUUAUUUGGAUGAAUUUAACGUGACGAAGAAAUGCGAAUCUUGGACAUAUGACACGGAAUAUUUCAAAUCAUCACGUGGUAUGGAGUGGAAUUUUGUUUGUUCGCGUAGAUGGAUGGGUGCAAUGGCUCAGUCGGCGUAUAUGUUCGGUGUGUUCAUUGGUGCCGUGACCUUGGGCAGUCUCGCCGAUAAAUACGGAAGGAAGAUAAUCUUCUACGUCUCCGCGGUAUUGCAACUGAUACUCGGUACCAUGGUCGCUUUGGUCAACGAGUAUUACACCUUCCUUCUCGUGAGAUUCCUCUACGGUGUCUUUGGCUCAGCUGGGUCUUACAUAACAGGAUUUGUACUGACGAUGGAACUAGUGGGCGCUUCGAAGAGAACCAUCUGCGGUAUAAUGUUCCAAUUCGCUUUCGCAACUGGUUUUAUGUUAGUCGCUGCUUGGGGUGCCCUGAUAAAGGAUCGAACCUGGUUACAAAUCAUUUAUGGACUACACAGUGCGCUAAUGCUAGGACACUGGUGGCUCAUGGAUGAAUCCCCAAGAUGGUUAUGGGCUCAAGGCCGAACUAAGGAGGCCGUGGAAAUCGUGAGGAAGGCAUUAAAGAUGAACGGGAAUAACGUGGACUUGAAUAGCGGAAAAUUUCUCUCGAGAUCGAAGAUACAGCAAAGUUCCGAGGAAGAUCAAACUCAUAGCGGAAUCGAUUUAUUGAAAACUCCGAAUCUUCGAAAGAAAACCUUGAACGUAUGCCUCAAUUGGUUCGCCAAUUCGAUUGUUUACUACGGCUUAUCUUUGAAUUCCGGAAAUCUCGUAGGCAAUCCUUAUUUAAUGCUCUUCCUGAGCGGCCUCGUCGAGCUGCCAUCGUAUAUUAUGUUGAUAUUCCUGAUGGAUCGUACCGGUAGAAGGUGUCUAGUUAGUACAUUCAUGUUGAUCGGCGGACUUUGCUGUAUAUGCGCAACUUUCGUCCCAAAAGAGGACAAUACUGGAGCAACAGCGACAGCUGUUAUAGUAUUGUUCGGUAAAGCCUGUAUCGCGGCAUCCUUCGCAGUGAUCUAUAAUUACACAGCCGAACUAUUUCCCACGGUGGUGAGGAACACGGCCCUUGGUAUUGGCUCCAUGUGCGCUCGUCUCAGCGGCGCCUUAACGCCGUUGAUCAUGCUCUUAGAUUUUCUAGAUCCGAAAGUACCAGCCACGUUGUUCGGUCUAGUAGCCUUGGCCUCUGGCUUCUUAGCUCUUUAUCUACCGGAAACCGUAAAUCAGCCGAUGCCGGAGACAAUCGAGGACGGUGAGAACUUCGGUAAACACGACACGUGCUUCACCACCUGCCUUGGCGAUAGAAAGCACGAUUAUGUCGACACUUACGAAGUCACUCUUGAUCAAGUGACCGAUAAAGACGAAAAAGACAAAUUGAACGAAAGUUAAUUGCAUCUUGAUCUACGCUUAUAUUAUAAAUUCUAUUCAACGAA
Molecule: messenger RNA, 2897 nt
Organism: Vespula pensylvanica (western yellowjacket)
Lineage: Eukaryota; Metazoa; Arthropoda; Insecta; Hymenoptera; Vespidae
Product: organic cation transporter protein
Exons: 3
Coding region: 1171-2853 (560 amino acids)
Biological process (GO): transmembrane transport
Cellular component (GO): membrane
Molecular function (GO): transmembrane transporter activity
Source: RefSeq, a predicted model, not a curated record